AAGGUGACUGACUACAAGACAUGGUAGAAGCUGGUGUUCAGGAAUAUCAUCAAAGUUAUUACAAAACGACAGGUUAUUAAAUACGACAGGUUUCGAACUUGAGACAAAAGCUUAGCAGGUCUUACACAAUGUUCUUACGAAAAUCACCAUUCACUGGUGCAAAAUGGUUUGCCCAGUCAAUCAGCAGAAAACGAUUCCUUUCCUCUUCGCCAUCUGAUAAUGUCCGUAUUGGAUGCUUUUCUGGAUUUUGGGGUGACUCCUGUACUUUUGCUUCUCAACAGUUAGUAAAUAAAGGGAGCAUUGAUUUUCUUGUUGGUGAUUACCUUGCAGAAGUCACUAUGUCUAUUCUUGCUGCAAUGAAGAAAAAGAAGCCUGAGCUAGGCUUUUGUCCAGAUUUCUUUGAGCAUUUAGCUCCUAAUGGGCCAAAAAUUGUUGAAAAAAAGAUAAAGGUGGUGGUGAAUGCUGGUGGACUUAACCCUGAUGCCUGUGCUAAAAGGUUGGGCGGACUUUUGCAACAGUUUGGGUUGAAUUUAAAAGUUGCUUCAGUUGUUGGAGAUGACUUGAUCAAUCAAGGGAUCAAACUUCCUGAGAUUGAAGGUAUUCCUUACAAUACUAUGAAUUGUUAUUUAGGUGCAGAGCCCAUUGCCAAAGCUCUGGAUAAUGGUGCUGAUAUCGUAAUUACCGGUAGAUGUGUAGAUUCUGCUCUUGUUUUAGGGCCCCUGAUUCAUAGGUUUGGUUGGAACAUGAAUGAAUUUGACAAACUGGCCCAAGGUUCCCUUGCUGGUCACAUUGUUGAAUGUGGUGCUCAGUCUACUGGAGGAAAUUUCACUGAUUGGCACCAGGUACCAGAUUAUAGUAAUGUUGGAUUUCCUAUUGUUGAUGUACAGCCAGAUGGUGUGUUUAAAGUGACUAAACCUGUGAAAACCGGCGGUCUUGUCUCAUUUGGAACAGUUGCUGAACAAAUGCUUUAUGAAAUAGGAGACUCUCAGUGCUAUGCAUUACCUGAUGUAAAUUGUGACUUUGCAAAUGUUUCAAUAAAGGAAGUGGCAAAGAAUGAAGUAGAAGUCUCUGGUGCAGUGGGUAAACCUCCAUCUUCGACUUACAAAGUUAGUGCAACAUACAUAGAUGGAUACAAAGCUACAUCAAUGGCCCCAAUGAUUGGACCAAAUGCUGCCCAAAAGGGGCACCUAAAUUCAAUGAGUACCAUCGAGAGAUGUGAGAAAAUCUUUUCUAAAAUGGGCAUGGGCAGUUUUGAGGAAGUAAAUGUUGAAUGUCUUGGAAGUGGUUCAAACUACGGAAAAGAUAUCAAGUCAAGUAGUGCUAAAGAAGUUGUUGUUUGGACUAGCGUAAGGCAUAAAAACAAGGCAGCACUAGAAAUGUGGGCUAAAGAAAUUGCAGGAGCAAGUACAGGCAUGGCACCAGGUUUCACUACUCUUGUUGGAGGAAGACCUAAACCCACUCCUAUCCUCAGGUACAAGCCAUUUUUUUAUCCCAAGGACUUGGUGAACAUAACUGUAGAUAAUGCUGAAUUCACAAAUUCCAACACAGAAUUCAGUCCCGUUCAACCUCAGUCCCAGCCUGAGACAAUAAUUGAUGUAGUCAAUGAGGGGGAAUGUUCAUUCCGACUGGAAGAGUUGGCUUUCCUGAGAAGUGGUGACAAAGGUAACUCCGCAAAUCUUGGGAUCAUCUGCAGAAACAAAUCAUUAUACAAAGCAUUAGAUUCCAGGUUAACUUCAGCUGCUGUUAAAGAGUAUCUCAGUUUUCUGGGAGAAGAUCUGGUUGUGACAAAGUACAACUUACCUGGUACCGGAGCGUUCAACUUUGUCCUAGACAAUGCUCUUGGUGGCGGCGGUGUGGCCUCAUUAAAAACAGAUCCCCAAGGAAAAGCUAUCGGGCAAAUUUUUUCGGACUUUGUUAUUGAGGGGUUGAAAGAAAAGAGCUGUUAUUUGUCGUAAUUGUUGUACACUGCAGUCAUCCACAUGAUUUCUAUUGAUUAUUUAUGGUAAUAAUUUAAUUUCUAAUAUUAAUUUAUUGUUUUGAACCCUUUAAUUUAAGAAGAUGGAACAUUCAUUCCUAUUUCCUUAAAUACUGAUGACAUAUUAAAGUCACUGGUUACCUAAUUUUUACAGAUUAUGCAAAUGUUUUGUGUUUACAGAUUUUAUACAGAUUAUAAAUCAUGGUUUAUUGAUUUGAAAUUGUAACUUUC
Messenger RNA from Bolinopsis microptera, 2206 nucleotides. RefSeq lists its product as uncharacterized. The record is from RefSeq and is a predicted model, not a curated record. The coding region runs from base 129 to 1955 and encodes 608 amino acids. The transcript has 2 exons. Lineage: Eukaryota; Metazoa; Ctenophora; Tentaculata; Lobata; Bolinopsidae.